Molecule: messenger RNA, 3048 nt
Organism: Phyllopteryx taeniolatus (common seadragon)
Lineage: Eukaryota; Metazoa; Chordata; Actinopteri; Syngnathiformes; Syngnathidae
Product: AN1-type zinc finger protein 3-like
Exons: 6
Coding region: 451-1209 (252 amino acids)
Molecular function (GO): zinc ion binding; DNA binding
Source: RefSeq, a predicted model, not a curated record
GGGUUGUCCCCGGACGUCUGGGGCGGCCUAGUCUAUUUAUCUUCUGGGCAAACGCCCUCCCACAGCUUUAACGUCUCUUUAAAUCGCCUUUUGCGCACCUCGACGAAAGGCUCUCAAUUUAUUCUACAGAUUCUGGGUGAACGCCGAACCCCACCCCCCCACCGCCGCCUGUUUGGUUGCGUCUUACGUCCAGCUGAUUGCAUUGAGUGCCUUUCAAUUAUUGUGUUCGAACGGCACCGUUUUGUCGAGGCCCUCUUCGUUCGCCUCGCCUAUUCGCCAAUUUUCCGAGGAUUAUUCAACGGACGAAGACGUUUUGUUCUCGUCCUCGUCGCUUUUUUCUUUCUUUUUUUUUUUUUUUUUUUUUUUUGGGGGGUGGAGGGGUGGGGGGAAACGAGCGAGCAGGCCGCGGACUCAUCCCCGGCCUCGCGUAGCUUCCUGCGGCCGGCCGCCAUGGGCGACACCAGCGAGAGAAGCAAGCCGCCCGGUCUCCCUCCACGCUGUCCCUGCGGCUUUUGGGGGUCCAGUAAGACCAUGAAUCUCUGUUCCAAGUGUUUUGCUGACAUCCAGAAGAAGCCGCCGGAUGAGGAUUGUCCCUCUAAGGGCAGCAGCAGCGAGACCACCACAGCCACCAUCACCACCAUCGCCAACAGCGGCACCACCACCGCCAUCAACACCACCACCAACAAGACUCCAUCUAUAUCGUCGUCAGUGUCGCCAUCUUUGUCCCUGCCCACCGCCACCGAGCUGCCGGCGGCCGAGGAACCCUCGCCUUUGUUCGCCGCCUCCAAGGAGGUUUCAGGCGUGUCGUCCACAGUGACAGCGCAGAGUACGAUGUGCAUGCCCACAAAACGUCCUCGAGAGUCGGCCUCGGCUUCGGAGAGUGAGGCCACGCCGGAGAAGCGGCCGCGGGCUGAGGCGAAAGAAGAAGAAGAAGAAGACGACGGCGGCGAGGAGCAAGCAGGCAGCACGCCCAAGCAGAAGAACCGUCGCCGCUGCUACAGCUGUCAAAGCAAACUGGAGCUGGUGCAGCAGGAACUGGGGUCCUGUCGCUGUGGCUACGUGUUCUGCAUGCUGCACCGGCUCCCCGAGCAGCACGACUGCCUGUUCGACCACCUGGGGCGUGGGCGCGAGGAGGCGGUCCUCAAGAUGGUCAAGCUGGACCGCAAGGUGGGCCGCUCGUGUCAGCGCAUCGGCGAGGAGUGCUCCUGAUCGGCCGCCGCCGCCGCAUCCGCUCCCACGUGAGGCGUUAACACGCCCGUUGAGGAACUCAGACGUGUGGCUGAAUGGAGGCAAGAAGAAAAAGAAGAUGAGGAGGAGGAUAUUUUGGACCUGAACGCCGCUUACACUCACAUAGCCUUAAUCCCACCCCACCCCGUCGCCCUGGAUUUUUCCUAACCACAGGAAGUUGCGCCGAACUCUCGCCGUCUUCUCUCUCAGGUCGAACCCACCUUCCUCCUCCUCUUCCAUCUUCAACUUUUUUCUUUAAACGGCGUUGUGUUCCCUGCCGGUGAAAAUCUUUUGAGCUGGACUUGUGGUCACAUUGACUCCAGGAGAACACAACCCCAACCCGUGUCGCAUGAGUGAGAGACUAUGAGAAAGUGAGUUUGUGUGUGCAUGAGAGCUUCCCCUUCCUCCUCACGAUGCUCGGUACAGUACUCCUCACGUAGCGGGGAAUUACGGCUGAAGUUUUUUUUUUUUUUUUUUUUUCCUGUUCCGAUAUAAGUUGUUACCCAAAACGUGACCACGGAGUACCCGAAGACUCACGUGACCUCCUCCAAGGCUUCUAUUAAUUUAUUUUUUGGGCUGUUUUGUGGCUACAAUUAAUCGAUCGGGUGGUGUUUGUACUUACUAGAUUGUGGGGAUGUUUUGCUUGUUUUGGAAAGUGAACCAAAUCUAUUCUUCCUUGUCGCCGUUUGACACUCGCCAGCUGGGCUAAAGUUAGCAGCUGGCAUCUAAAUGCAUCAUGGUCACCAUCUUUAGUCAUUGUGCUGAGCUUGCAUGCAAGUUUAGUUUUCAACAGAAAUUGGGCUACCGUGUUGGCACCAUUGAAUUUUCUUUAGAGAAAUGACAAAUUGUGAUCCCGAUAGAGGACAACACUAGGACAAGGGGAGGGGAGGGGGGGGGGGGGUCUAUUCCUGAUAGAGAAAUCUACUAAAUUUAAUGUUGCUAAUUGAAACUGUGUUUGGGGGCUGAGUUUUCAAAAAAUUCAAAGGACCCCCGGAAAAGGCCAAAUUGACCCCGAAAUGGCUACCUGUGUUUUUUCAGGCAUGACUUCUUGAGACUGAAUUUUCAAACAUAACUUUAAAUUAGAGUAUGGUGUUAAGACAACCCCACACACAAUGAUAAAAAAGUCAAAUCUUUCUCAAGAUUUUGUGUCGUCUGUUCGUCUACUAGACGUAGUUCAAAUUUGGUGGCAAUCAAGACAAAAUCACUCUGAGGAGUCGGUCUUUGAAGGACCCCUGGAAACAUUCAAAAGGAGACUGCAGUAAAUCACGCAAACGAGCUCACGACUUGGAUGCAACGGAACUGAAAGAUUCUAUGUCACAAAUUCAAACUCCGUCACUCGAAGAGACUUCUAAAGACUUUGUUGUGUCGUCGCUCUUAAUCAGCGACACACUUUGGACUGGAUCUUAUUGCAUUUGCACAAGGAUAGGAUGCGUUUGUUGCUUCCGUCGGGGAGGAAGCGGAGCGUCGCAACUCGAUCGAGAAGCAACAGGGAAAGCGGACGAACUAUGCGAAAUUGUUCCUCUUCAAGCUCUUCCUCCUCUGGAGAUUUGGAACAGCGCUAAAGGGAGAAGAAAAAUGUCACAGAUCUUUGUUGUUCUUGGGAUCUUUUUGUUUUUGUGUGCUGAUGAGAAAUGGAAGAAAAAGAAAAUAUCUUUCUGUACCUUUUCAAAGCAAAGAAUUAUUUAACCUUAUAUCAGUUCGAGUUACAACCUAGCAUAGAGUGGCAUAGUUUCAUUGUAUUAAGAAAAAACAUAAUUCUGUCCUAUUUUCUCCUUAAUUUGUGUUCUGUUUUCUGAUGAGGAAAUAAACUGGAUUAGAGGA